Messenger RNA from Klebsormidium nitens, 246 nucleotides. NCBI's taxonomy places the organism in Eukaryota, Viridiplantae, Streptophyta, Klebsormidiophyceae, Klebsormidiales, Klebsormidiaceae. The record is from the annotation of a GenBank genome assembly.
AUGGCAGGCACAGCUGGUAAUAUUGUUGCAACUGUUCUUGUUGGGCAUCACCAUCCGGGGAAGCAAAGAAGAGGCGUUAACAUGCUGGACUUUGCUGCGUGCCUCGCUUCUCUCUCGGAGGGCAGCGUUGAUCUGACAAUGGCCCCACCUGGACCCCAGCUAGAGCUGCUUAGGGGGCUGGCUCUAGUGGACAUGUAUCAUGGGGAGCUGCAGAGUCGAGGGUUUGUAGGGUCCGGUCAAAAGUAG